Messenger RNA from Adineta steineri, 2565 nucleotides. Lineage: Eukaryota; Metazoa; Rotifera; Eurotatoria; Adinetida; Adinetidae. The record is from the annotation of a GenBank genome assembly.
AUGGCUGUUGUUCAGACUAAUAAUGAAAAUCAACAAAAAGUAUCAUUACCAAGACGAAUAGCAACAUACAUUGCUUCAAUGAAUUUUACUAAAGUAUUUCGUCGUCACCAAUCUAGAGAAGCAACUUUAUCUAAUAUCAAAUCAUCGGAAAGACCAUCAUUGAUUCAUCAGCAUCAUCGAUAUAAUCGACCAUUUUCUUAUCAUAUUCCAAAAACUGAACAAUUAUCAUCACCACCAUCAUUAACUAAACUAUCAACUAUCGUUCCAUAUCGAAUUGGUUUAUCAAGUGAUAGUACACUUGUAACUAAUAAUCAAGCAAAUCAAAAUGAUGAAAUUAUUCGUUUACCAUUAAAAAGUGUUAAAGCACAUAAAGAUCGUCGUUAUCAAUCACAAUUAAAUGCAAAUAAACGUUGGUUAUUUCGAUCGAUGGAAACACUUGAUGGUUGGAAAGGCAAAGUAUUUCCACAGAAAGUUCGAACAACUAAUUCUAGUCAAUCACGAUCACGUAGUGUUGAAAAUUUAACUAAUGAUAAUUCUCAUAACAAUAUUCUAUUAAAUCAUAAUCCACCAACAAUAAAACAACAACGUGCCAUAUCAUCUAAUCGAAGUAUUGAAGGAAUUACCAAUCGCGUAAUUCAUGGUAUUGGUAUUCAUCGAAAAUCUACGAAUUCUAUACCUAAUCUUACACGUAGUCCAGCAUUAACUAUUAAAAAACAAUCAUUAUCUACUCAUUUAAUUAAUGAUCAUAAUAAUGAACGAAAUUCUUCAGCUAUUCUUGAUUUUCGUGAAAUAUCUUCUAUUGGAUUUUCACAAUCAAGAACAAUAAUAACAGAUGAAAAUGAGAAUAUUUCUAUAACACGAUCAGAAAAUAAUAAUAAUAAUGAUGAUGAAAAUGACGAAGUGACAAGUAAUUUAUCAUUUCUUGGUAAUAAUUAUGAGCAUAAUGGUAAUAAUGAAGCAGGUGAUUCAUGGGAUUUUAGUAUUACAUGGAUUGAUUCUCUUAAACAACAACAAUCACCUCAAUGUAAAAUACAAUUUUAUGAAAAUCUCAUUAAAUUACUUGAACAAGAUACACUAAAUAUUGAUGAAUUACUUGUUUUACGUAAAGUUCUUGCUAAAAUUUGGCCUACAGAUGAAACGACAAUGGAUUGUAAUAAUCAAUUAAAUUCUCUUAAUUCAAAAUCACUUCAAAUUUCAAAUAAAAUUAAACAACGUUCAAAACUACCUGCUAUGGCACAUCAUACAGCACAACGAUGUUCAACUAUUCUUGAACAAUCACUCGUAGUUUAUGAAACAUUAAAUGAACAACAAAGUGGUCAUAAUACAAAGCCAUCGUCGACAUUAUUUACUACUAAAGCUAGACCAUGUUUUAUUGAAAAUCAAAAUGAUAAUGUUAAUAUUGAACAAACUUAUCCUCAACAUUUAAAUCCAUUCGACGAUACAACAAGUAUAGAGAAAAUAGAUAUAACACCAUCUGCACCAUCAAAAGAACUUGAUCAGAAUAAUAAUAAUGAGUCAAUUCGUCGUUAUUUUGAACGAUUAACACUUCUCGAAACAAUUUAUGAAAAAUUAAAUAUUGAAUCAAAUAAAACACCAUUAGAAACUAUAGAUCAUCAUGAAAACUCUUCAACACAAGCAAAUACAACUGAAUCAAUACCACAAAAACAUUCUCCUAUUGAAAAACAAAUAGAAAUAAAACAAGAUAUUUCCAAUCAUUCUCAUACACAAUCAAGGAAUAAGAUCGAUACAAAUAAAACAAAAACAAAUAAAUUUUUUGAAAUGAAUGUUGAUGGAAAUGGUAGUGUUAGUAGUGGGAAAAGUUCUAUUAAACGACGAGCACCAACUGCUCCACAUAUAACACAAAAUGAUAAUAAUCAUCAAAAAAAUCCGCCUAUGUUUGUCUUAUCAUCUACUGAUAUCAAUAUACUACAUAAAACUAAUCAAGAAAUAAGUCCACCGAUUCAAUUUCUCACUCAUACUGAAAAAUACUCAAAUAUAGUUAGUCCAAAAGAAAGAUUAUCUUCACCAAUAGAUAAUACAACUGCUUCAUGUGAUGAUCAUGGACAUAUUUUUGUUUAUGAACCAAAUCUAAAUCAAAAUCAUACUCAUAAGAAUGAAGAACAAUCUGUUACAAUACCAAAAAAAUCUGAACGUAUACAAGAAUGGUUAUCUUCAUGUGACACAAGAGAAGAAUCAGAUUCUCAAAAUAAUUUAUCUUUACGUAAUCACACUACUAGUCCAACAACUCAAUUAAAAAUACGUUGUAUGGCAAAACCAAUGCGAUAUUCAAGUCCAGUAUCUCCAUCAUAUCACACUCAAAAUCAUCUACCAUCAAUUAACAAUGAAAUUGAACCAGGUCGUUUUCGAACAUCAGUAAAAAUAAAUCUUGAAACAAAUGAACCUAUUAUACAUCCACGAAAUCGAUUGUCAUCAUCGACAUCUAGAUAUUAUCAACAACUACAAACUAUAGCCGAUCAAGAUUUAAAUAUUACAGAUCAUAAAUAUUAUCAAAGACAUGCAAUAUCACCUAGUUUUCAACGUGAUCAUCAAGCUGUCUAUCUUUAA